This is a messenger RNA of Oryza sativa Japonica Group (Japanese rice), 2348 nucleotides long. The record is from RefSeq and is a predicted model, not a curated record. Lineage: Eukaryota; Viridiplantae; Streptophyta; Magnoliopsida; Poales; Poaceae.
CGACCCAUCGAGGUACUCCUCUCUUCAACUGCUACUAGUACUAUCUCCUCCCGUCUCGUGCUCUUGCGCGCCCCCGCAUCUCUCUCUCCUCGCCUAGGGUUUCACGCCCUCCGAUCCCGCGGCGGCGGCGAAGCUUCCACUCGCCUCGGCGGCGGCGCCGGCCAGGGACAUGGGAAUGGAGGUUGUUGGAACUGAGGCUGCACCAGCAGAGGUUAAAGUAACUGAUGGAGAAGUGAACCUUUUCCAAGAGAAUGAAAGUAAAGCAACUGCCAAGGAACGUGAGGAGGCGGUUCUUUUUGGUUCAGAUAACAGCACAGCUACAGCAAAUGGAGCCGCAAAUGGCGCUGAUUUGGCACCCCCAAAGGAUGCAGAGGAGGACUGGCCUGAAGCUAGGAAAACACAUAGCUUCUUCUUUGUCAAGAUCCGCUUACUUGAGGACCCUAAGCUGAAAAUGAAGAUUGAUCAGGCAGAAAAGGACUUCCAGAAGAAGAUUCAAGCUCGUUCUCAAAUUUUUGAGGCUAUAAAAGCCAAGAAGAAUGAGCGCUUCGGUAUUAUCUCAGAGCUGAAGCCAUUGGCUGCUGAGAACAAGCAAUACAACGAAGCCGUAAGUGAGAAGUUGAAGGCGAUAGAACCUCUUAGAAACCGUUUAGGAAAGUUCCGCGAUGAAAACAAUGCUAUCCGGGCACAGGGUGCAGGCAUAUGUUCUUCAAUUGAAGAGCUUGAGAAAUCGAUCAAGAGAUUGAACGACCGCAUAUCUCAUGAGAGCAUACCCUUGGAUGAGGAGAAGCGGUUGAUCAAACAGAUUAGAGAGCUUGAAAAGACCAGACCGAAAGUCAUCUCCACUUCUGCUAACCGAGCUCAAAUCCAAGAUACAGUGGUCGAAAGAGACGCCAUACAGGAUCAGGUUAAAAUCAUCGGGGAGGGCAUUGAUGGAGUAAAGAAGGAGCGACAAGCAGUCAGGUCUAAAAUUAAGGUCCUGGAGGAUGAGCUAAAGGCUAUUGACAUGGAGAUGGGUUCGCUUCAAGAAGAUUUAACUGCUGCCAAUGCCAGAAAGGACAAGGCACAUGAAUCAUUGGUCCAAUUGAGACAUGCACGAGAUGCCUAUAACGCAUCAUUCCAUCAAAACCGCCAACUUCUGAGCAAAGCUAGGGAUCUUGCUUCUAGGAGUGAGCUUGCACAAGUGCAAGAGCUCUACAAGACACAGGUUGACAAAUUCGUGGCAGAAUGGUGCAACAGCAAGGCCUUCAGAGAGGACUACGAGAAAAGGAUCCUCUCCUCCCUCAACAGUCGACAGCUUAGCCGAGAUGGCCGGAUGAGGAAUCCUGAUGAGAAACCCAUAUUUAUUGAAACAGAGGCAGCAGCACCACCUGUAGAACAAGAGCCUAUCCAAUCAAAAAUGCCUGCAAAACAAGCCAAGGAAGCGCCUGCUCCCCAAGCAGAGGUUUCUCCCAAAGAUGAGUCCCGCGUGAAAGCAAUAGCUAAGCCAUCUAAGGCUAAAUCCUCUCUGGAUGCUGAUGAUGACUAUGAGGCCGAGUCUCCCAAGGAGAAGCCAAAGCCUAAAGAGGUUGAUGUAGCUAAGUUGAAAGAGAUCAAGAGACAGGAGGAGAUGGAGAAGAAUAGACUUGCCCUGGAAAGGAAGAAGAAGCUGGCCGAGAAGCAAGCAGCGAAGGCAGCAGCCCGUGCACAAAAGGAGGCAGAGAAGAAACUCAAGAGAGAGGAGAUGAGGGCCAGGAGGAGGGCUGGGGCAGCUGACACCGAGGCGUCCACUGAAUCGGACAACAGGUCUGAUGGAGCAGCGGAGGCACAAGCAGAGGACGACUCCGCUCCUGCUUCUGCUCCGGUGAUGAGAGAACAGAGGGAGAGUGUCCGGUACAGCAGAAACGUCGUGACCAAGAGCAAGGCCCCGCUGCCGAAGGCGAUCCUGAGGAGGAAGAAAGCCCAGUCGUACUGGUCCUGGGCUGGCCCUGCUGCUGCAGUGGCCGCCGCGCUCGUCGCCCUGCUUGCCGUGCUAGGCUACUACCAGUACUACCUCCCAGCGAGCGCUAGCAACUGAUGGAAGGAAAGCAGGCAGCCCCCCCUUGAGAAUUGCUUACUUGAACAAUUUUGCAGGUGAGAAACAGAGUGCGUGGUCUGCUGAGACGUGGACUGAAAGACUGGAGAUUUGUUCGUUUUCGUUCUGUUAGUUUGAUGAUCGGUGGAUAAGAGUAAGGAAAAAAAAAGGAUAGAAGUUAAUUUUGGUUGGGACUUAGAAUCUCCUAUAUACUGCGAGUGAUCUCAUGUACUCUUAAACUGAAGCAUAGGUUGCCGUUCUGAAAUAAACAAUGCCGCAUGCUUUAGGUUUACUUAUC